Messenger RNA from Penicillium salamii, 660 nucleotides. The record is from the annotation of a GenBank genome assembly. Lineage: Eukaryota; Fungi; Ascomycota; Eurotiomycetes; Eurotiales; Aspergillaceae.
AUGUCCAAGCAGAGCGCUGCCUUGUCUUUCUGUUCUAGUACUUCUUUUUAUACUUCUCGCGCAAGUCGACUUCGAACACACCCUAUCUGUGUCUAUAUAGAGCUCGCCUCGCCUUCCAAAGUUCCAAUCGCUCUACAUUGCUCUACAUUGCCUCUACCUCUGCCUCUACCUCUGCCUCUGAUACCAAAUCAACCAAUCUAUCACAACACAACAAUGGCUUCUCUUUGGUACUGCUGCUGCUGCUCCUUCGGCCCUCACAACCUAUCCCUCCACGAAGCCUGCAUUCAGUGCGGAACACCUCGCUGCGGACGCUGCACCGAACAGAAGGUCUCCGACAGCAUGAACCUGCACUCCCACUCUCACAGCUAUGAUAUCACAUCUGCAUACCCAGCCGCCGUGCCCACGAACUCUCCUCCAACACCAACCUUCAAGCCGACGACCAUGGACAUUGCUGUACCAGAUCUUCCCCGUAUAAGGGCCCUUCCACGAGCAGACUGCACAAGCAUCUCAUCAACCCCACUAGGUGGAAUCCGAACCCACGGCGAGACCUACAUGUACAUCUGUUGCUCUUGCCAUGACGGUCCAAAGAUCUACAACCACCAGCCUCAAUGUGUUGAGUGCGGGCACAUGUCCUGUGGCCGCUGCGUCUAUGUCAAGUGA